This is a messenger RNA of Lodderomyces beijingensis, 324 nucleotides long. The record is from the annotation of a GenBank genome assembly. Lineage: Eukaryota; Fungi; Ascomycota; Pichiomycetes; Serinales; Debaryomycetaceae.
AUGAGUGAUCGCACAAGGUUCUACAGUCCGCAUAGUAUAGAGACGAAUCGCCAGAAGCUACAGCACGUCCAUGAUGUUACUUCGCUUGCGCUUGGAGUAGUGGCGGGGAUCAUGACCUUGGAGUCGCUCUACGGGUUCUUGGUCUACUUUGUUGGCAUCCUGGUGACCAACGUUGCGUUUUACCUAAUAUGCGGGGAGAGCAACGCCGGCAAGUUUUUCAGGAACCCCAUCCAGGAGAUCUACGUCAACAACUUGUUGAACAACAUUCCGGGCUUUGUCAUGCUGUGGUGUCUAGUCUACGCGUUGGUCAAGUCAAGCUCGUGA